AUAUGGCGUCGUGACGCGAUACAUCGAUGAUUUUAACCUAGGUGUGUCGUUAAUUGUCGUGCGAACGGAACAUGCUUGAUAACGAAUUGUAAAACCGCGAGAUUGUACGACGUGAGAAGAUCACAUUUUUGAGAACAACUUUUCGUUGCAGUCCAUCAAGAUAAAAUAAUUUGAAAUUCUUUACAAAUGGCAUAAUACUUACGUAUGUCUUCGAUCGACAACAAUCUGUCUCUGCUCAAGAGCACUACAUUACACCUUCUACACUCAAAAUAGUGCCAGCAAGAUGAAGUCCAGCAAGAGUUUAGGUAACAAUGGGUUGUGGGGAGAGUUACCGCCACGAGAGAUGCUUAAGCAGGAAGUAAUAACACCAGACCUCAUAGAAAAUGUCUGGCGACAAGUCAUAGAUGACUCGAAUAACACUGAUUGUGAUUACCGAAUUGAUAAUAGACAACUUGAAUAUCUACAAUUACCAAUGGGAAAUUUACAUGUGCUGAAUACCAUAAAUCUUCACCAACAAUUACGGACAAUGGAAGAAGGAACUGUGCUUAGUAACAUGACUAUCAUAGAAUCAGAGAAUUCAAAAGAUGCAACACAUUCUAAGAAUCUAUUUCGCUUUCUGCCUUAUCAGCCAAAAGGAAAUACAUUUAAAGAUUGCUCCACUAUACACUACUUGACACCUCAAACCGCACGGAAUUUACUAAAGCAUGCCGUGACUAUUUUAUUAGCUCACAUAGGGUUUGAAAACGCGUCAGAUAUAGCUAUAGAAACACUCAUUGAUGUGGCAGAUCAUUUUCUAAGACGGAUGACCCUCUUGUUAAAAGUAGCAAAAGAACAGAAGGAUCAUGGCUUUCCGGAUGCUGUGGAGAGGGUGCUGCUGGAGACAGGUGUGGGUGGAGUGACAGCGUUGCACGACUACUAUCAGGAGUACAUCUUGAAGUUCGAGGAAAACAUGAGGAAGAAAGUCGAAGAGAUGAUGGAGAGACAGAGGAUGGUCCUGGACGAAGCAGCCAAUAAGUUACAAUUCGAAGAGCUAGACGAGUUUGGCAACGUGUACCGGGAAGUCCCGACGUUGCAGCUGCUUGAUCCUGAAAUGGGCUUCCCACCUAGUCUGGAUGCGGGAUUUCAAAUGCUCUACAGUUUGGAACAAGAUGAAUUGAACAGUAUGGAAGUAGAAGAGGAGGUGAACGUAAGCGAUUCACCGAAUGCAGGACGAUCAGAUGCAUCUGUAGAUAAAAGGAGAUGUUAAAGAAUUAUAAGUUGUAUAAAUAAAGUUACAAUGUAACUUUGCUCUUAUGA
Molecule: messenger RNA, 1296 nt
Organism: Linepithema humile (Argentine ant)
Lineage: Eukaryota; Metazoa; Arthropoda; Insecta; Hymenoptera; Formicidae
Product: STAGA complex 65 subunit gamma-like
Cellular component (GO): SAGA complex
Molecular function (GO): transcription coactivator activity; protein heterodimerization activity
Source: RefSeq, a predicted model, not a curated record